CUCUCUCUCUCUCUCUCUCUCUUCGCCUCUUUUCCAUUUUGCACAUUUCAAUGCUUCCUUCCUUCCUCUUACAUUACACCUCUGUUUCUUCUUUGUCCCUUUGAUCACUCACUCACUCCCUUCGCUCCAUUUCUUCUGAAAUUCCCAUCUCUUCUUCCCUUCUAAAUCUUCUCUCGUUUUCCUGUUUCUCAUCUUCCAAUCCGCCUCCAUUCUGCUUCCAUUCGAGGGAAUGUAAAAGCUGUUGGAACAAUCAAACUUGCUAAUCCAUAGAAAAUUCUCCAGUUCGUCUACGAUCUAUUUGCUCCAAAUUGAUAUUUGGCUGUUGGGCGUCAAUGAAAUGAGGAUAUGAUGUCAUCAUGUCACUUCUACUCGAGAGAAUUCAAGGAAGAGCCUAUUUAUGAGCACCAAGCUUAUCCUGUCUUGCCGUGGUUCAUUUAUUAUCAGCACAAUGUGCCCGUGAAGUAUAGAUAUAUUUACUACGCUUCUUCCAUGCUAGGGCCAUUUAUCAUUUCCUGAUCUUGUUCGUGUAAACUACAGGUUCUAUUUGAGAAAAGACUUCUCAAAAACUUUCAAAGAAGGGUUCAAAGAAUGCUGGAACCGGAGUUUUGUGCUUCUAGAAUUCAGUCUCCUUUUCGUGAGGAGAGUUGGGAUGAAGAGCUUUCAGUUCUUCCAAGGCACACUAAAGUUAUUGUCACUGGAAAUAACAGAACAAAGUCUGUUUUACUGGGAUUGCAAGGCGUAGUUAAGAAGGCUGUUGGCCUUGGAGGCUGGCAUUGGCUGGUUUUGAAAAAUGGGGUUGAAGUGAAGCUGCAAAGGAAUGCACUGAGUGUGCUGGAACAUCCCACAGGAAACAAAAAUGAUGAUCAUGAUUUGGACAACUCAAGUUGUAGCUCCGACAUGGGUGAGAAGGACAAUGAUCUGUCUAGCAGCAUUGUUUUCCACAAACUUAGCAAACAAAAAGUGAGGCAAAUUAGGCCAUGGGCUCCAUCUUCAUCGGCAAAGCCAACAGGUCGGGGCAGCUGUGGGGAAAUUCAAUCUAUUCACAUGCCGAAGCUGGUCACGCGGGUGAAACUGGGGAAACUAGGAACAGAAUCUUUGUGGAGAUACAUCAGGCACUUCAAUCUAGUGAAUAGCAUUUCAAAUGCUUCAAGGGACCAAAUCCUUCACGUUGUGCAGCGACAUUUUGCAUUACAGACGAGCUUGAACGAGGCAUCGGUGAUGACUGAAUUCAUUCGCACUGUUAAGAGACGAAGGGAGUGAAUCGAGUGACAGCAAGCGAGAGUGAAUGAUGAUUGAAAAGUGAUUUCACAUAAAUGUAUGUUUGUAUAGUGAUUAUGUCUGUUAAAUGCUAACUAUAACUUGUAGCUUCUAACUUCUAACACUCGACCUUGAUUACUACCUAGACCCGUAAUAUAUUUUUAGCUUCUUUCUCUUC
Cucurbita pepo subsp. pepo (vegetable marrow) is the source of this 1435-nucleotide messenger RNA. Lineage: Eukaryota; Viridiplantae; Streptophyta; Magnoliopsida; Cucurbitales; Cucurbitaceae. The record is from RefSeq and is a predicted model, not a curated record.